Cordyceps militaris CM01 is the source of this 621-nucleotide messenger RNA. Its product is annotated as Acyl-CoA N-acyltransferase. Gene Ontology annotation, molecular function: acyltransferase activity, transferring groups other than amino-acyl groups. The transcript has a single exon. Lineage: Eukaryota; Fungi; Ascomycota; Sordariomycetes; Hypocreales; Cordycipitaceae. The record is from RefSeq and is a predicted model, not a curated record. Bases 1 to 621 code for a protein of 206 amino acids.
AUGAUUGAAGUCCGCAAAGCCACCUUGGCGGAAACGGCGGACAUUAUCCGCAUUGGUCGAAAAGUCUUUGCCAAGACCUUUGGCCACUCGGUGCCCGACUAUGAGCUCCGGGCCUAUCUCGAUUCUGCCUACACGGAGCCGCUCAUUUCCGCCGAAGUAGAGGACGCGACCAAGGAUGUGCUCGUGGCGAUUCAGCACGGCGGCGAGUCGCACGACUCCAUUGCCGCCGGACCGGACCGGAGCAGCAGCAGCAGCGGCGACGACAGCGACAACAGUGCGACGACGGAUGGCGUCGUCGUCGGCUUUGCACAGCUCACACGAGGUACCUCUGCGGCGGAGCCGUGUGUGGCGACGCUCCCCCACGCAGCGUCAUCGGUCGAGUUGCAGCGGCUCUAUGUUGACCUGUCACAUCACGGACAGGGCAUCGGCCGGCGGCUGGCGGGCGCGGUCGAGGACAUUGCUCGGGGGGAAGGGUUCACGCACAUGUGGCUUGGCGUGUGGGAGGAAAAUAGCGCGGCCGCCAGUGUGUAUGCCAAGCUGGGCUACUCGGCCAUUGGGUUUCAUGACUUUGUGGUGGGAAGCGUCGUUCAGCGGGAUGACAUUCUGAUGAAACGACUGUAG